Molecule: messenger RNA, 960 nt
Organism: Drosophila hydei
Lineage: Eukaryota; Metazoa; Arthropoda; Insecta; Diptera; Drosophilidae
Gene: emc
Product: protein extra-macrochaetae
Exons: 1
Biological process (GO): circadian regulation of gene expression; cell differentiation; negative regulation of transcription by RNA polymerase II
Cellular component (GO): cytoplasm; nucleus
Molecular function (GO): transcription regulator activity; protein dimerization activity
Source: RefSeq, a predicted model, not a curated record
UCUCACAUCCAAAUAGAAAUUUAUCGUGUCCGUUGAUGGUUGUUGCUACUCCGCGCAAGAAAAAAAGAAUAAUAAAGAAAUAAAAUAAAAUUAAGCUAAAGCUAAAGCAAACGCAAAAUUGAGCAACACUCGACAACAAAUGCAAUAGAAAAACACGCUGGAUUAAAGUGUUUUGUUUUGUUGAUCAAAGUCAAAUGCAAAUGCAACAACAGGGCAAAAAGUGCGUGUAAAGUGAAAUAGCAAAAAAUUAAAAAAAAAAUCAAAGUCAAACAAAACUCGCAGCGAAACCAAAACACAUCAAAGUUGAACCUUGAAAGCAGUUAACUUCGAUUUAUUGAAACCUCGCAAGUAACCGGUACGACCGUGUAAAAAGCCGCCAAAAUUCUACUCAAGGAGCGUAAAGCGAUCAUCUCGAAAAUGAAGUCCUUGACGGCCGUUUGUCAAACAGGUGCCUCGAUGCCGGCGAUGAAUCCGAAUGGCCGCAUCGCGCGCCAUCCGCCGCAUCGAGGUGACGGCGAGAAUGCCGAAAUGAAGAUGUAUCUCUCCAAGCUGAAAGAUCUGGUGCCGUUCAUGCCCAAGAACCGCAAACUCUCCAAACUGGAAAUCAUCCAGCACGUCAUCGACUACAUCUGCGAUUUGCAAACGGAGCUGGAGACCCAUCCGGAGAUCAAUAAUUUCGAUGCAGCUGCCGCGCUGAGUGGCGUUGCCGCGGCAGCAGCUGCCGGGGGUUCCGAAGAUGAGGACGAGGAAGAGAGCGAUGAGAUGGAUCUCGAUGCAGCCGGCGAUGUAUUGUCCCUGCGCCUGGCUGCCGAGCAGGAGCAGCUAGCCAAAAUCUCUAGUCCCGCUGCCGUCCGCCUGCCGCUCGCCGAUCGUCAGAGUCCCAACGCAAUUCUGCCAGCAGCAGCAGCACCAACAACGCUAGCGUCAGCAGCAGCAGCAGCAACGGCGCCACUGCAGCAG